AUUUAUUUAAAAAAAUUAGAAACUUAUUCAAGGAAUUUUUAUUUGAAAAUAUAAUAGUAAUAAUUCAAGUUUAUUAUGGCCGUUGAUCUGUAAAUAGAAUGGUGCACCGCUGAUACAGCAUAUCAAGGGAAACGGAUAGAAAGUCCACCUCAUUGUGUAUGCCUUUCUUGUUUCUUUGGUUGUGGAUAACAAAAACUCUUUCCGGAUACGCACAAAGAGACCAGUAAUGGCUAUGGAGGCCUUAACUUUCUCUACGGUUGCUUCCCGCCAUUUCUCCACUACUUUUCCACGAAAGACCACCACUCACUCUUCUACACCUUCGUCUUCUUCACUCUCAUUCCGAUCCAACAUUUCAUCUUCUUCGAGAGAGCUUUGGGGAAUUGUGAAUUCUCAGAGAGUAAUUACGGUCAGGAGAGAGAGGCGUGGGGUCAUCAGAGCAGAGAUGUUCGGUCAGCUCACUAGUGGCCUCGAAUCCGCUUGGAACAAACUCAAGGGCGAAGAGGUGCUAACGAAGGAGAAUAUUGUGGAACCCAUGAGGGACAUUAGGAGAGCUCUUUUAGAAGCAGAUGUUAGCCUUCCUGUUGUAAGAAGGUUUGUUCAAGAUGUAAGUGAACAAGCUGUUGGUGUUGGCGUGAUUCGAGGAGUCAGACCAGAUCAACAAUUGGUUAAAAUUGUCAGUGAAGAACUUGUGAAGUUGAUGGGAGGAGAGGUUUCCGAAUUAACUUUUGCAAAAUCUGGCCCCACUGUGAUCUUACUGGCUGGUCUACAAGGUGUCGGAAAGACAACUGUUAGUGCUAAAUUAGCUUUGUACCUAAAGAAACAGGGAAAGAGUUGCAUGCUGAUUGCUGGAGAUGUAUAUAGACCAGCUGCAAUUGAUCAACUCGUUAUUUUGGGCAAACAGGUGGAUGUUCCUGUGUAUGCAGCAGGCACCGAUGUGAAACCGGCAGAAAUAGCUAGGCAAGGUCUUCAAGAGGCUAAAAAGAAGAAAGUGGAUGUAGUCAUAAUGGAUACAGCAGGAAGGCUUCAGAUAGACAAAACUAUGAUGGAGGAAUUGAAGGAUGUGAAGCGGACAUUGAAUCCCACGGAAGUUUUGCUUGUUGUGGAUGCAAUGACUGGCCAAGAAGCUGCAGCCUUGGUGACCACUUUUAACGUUGAAAUUGGAAUUACUGGAGCCAUUCUAACCAAACUAGAUGGUGAUUCAAGAGGUGGAGCAGCUCUGAGUGUUAAAGAGGUAUCAGGAAAGCCGAUCAAGCUUGUAGGACGUGGAGAGCGGAUGGAGGACCUUGAACCCUUCUAUCCAGAUCGUAUGGCAGGACGCAUUUUGGGCAUGGGAGAUGUUCUUUCAUUCGUGGAGAAGGCACAAGAAGUUAUGCGCCAAGAAGAUGCUGAAGAUUUGCAGAAGAAGAUCAUGAGUGCAAAGUUCGACUUCAAUGACUUCUUAAAGCAAACACGUGCUGUUGCACGGAUGGGUUCCAUGUCUCGUGUUCUUGGAAUGAUUCCAGGAAUGGGAAAGGUUACUCCUGCACAAAUUCGGGAGGCAGAAAAGAGCUUGCUAAUAAUGGAAGCAAUGAUUGAAGUGAUGACCCCAGAGGAAAGGGAGAAGCCUGAACUGCUUGCUGAAUCCCCUGCCAGGAGAAAGCGUAUUGCUCAAGAAUCUGGAAAAACCGAGCAGCAGGUGAGCCAACUUGUUGCUCAGCUUUUUCAAAUGCGUGUUCGAAUGAAGAAUUUGAUGGGUGUAAUGGAAGGUGGAUCGGUUCCUGCACUUAGCAACCUCGAAGAGGCCAUGAAAUCCGAACAAAAGGCUCCUCCAGGUACUGCCAGGAGGAAGAGAAGAUCAGAAUCAAGAAAACAAUUUGCAGGCUCAUCUGGACGGCCAAGCGUUCGUGGUUUCGGUGGUGGGAACGGAGAGAACUGAAGCCUUCAUAAGGCUUACCGAUCCGCACCCUCUUCCCAUCUGUCACUUGGAUUAACGACCAACUUAAGGUAACGACAUCCUCAUCGCUUUUCUUGUAGAAUAAUCUUUUGGAGUAGAUAGCGUUGAAAAGAGAGAGGUGUAAAGUAGGUUACGAAUUGAGAGUUUUCGUACAAAAAACCGAUCUACAAACACAGCUUUGGAGAACUCGAAUAUUUUUUUAUUACGAUUUUAUGGAAAUGAUGAUAUUGAAUUCGUG
This is a messenger RNA of Cynara cardunculus var. scolymus (artichoke), 2171 nucleotides long. Its product is annotated as signal recognition particle 54 kDa protein, chloroplastic. Bases 227 to 1915 code for a protein of 562 amino acids. The record is from RefSeq and is a predicted model, not a curated record. Lineage: Eukaryota; Viridiplantae; Streptophyta; Magnoliopsida; Asterales; Asteraceae. Gene Ontology annotation, molecular function: ATP hydrolysis activity; GTPase activity; GTP binding. Gene Ontology annotation, biological process: SRP-dependent cotranslational protein targeting to membrane. Gene Ontology annotation, cellular component: signal recognition particle. The transcript is spliced from 15 exons.